This is a messenger RNA of Propithecus coquereli (Coquerel's sifaka), 2634 nucleotides long. It is a transcript of the gene SLC22A17, whose product is annotated as solute carrier family 22, member 17. Gene Ontology annotation, cellular component: membrane. Gene Ontology annotation, molecular function: transmembrane transporter activity. The record is from RefSeq and is a predicted model, not a curated record. Gene Ontology annotation, biological process: transmembrane transport. Bases 1 to 2292 code for a protein of 763 amino acids. NCBI's taxonomy places the organism in Eukaryota, Metazoa, Chordata, Mammalia, Primates, Indriidae. The transcript has 11 exons.
AUGGACCCCUACAUGCAGUGGCCUCACCUGGCUGGACUUCGACCAUUGCCUCAAAGACUGGACUGUAACAGCCUGCCCGUGCCCACCACCAACACUACCCAGGAAACAGACGACAGAACCCCCAUCCCCUCCCUCCCGUGGGCCCUGGCCCCACUUCCUCUCUCUGACGAAGAGUCUGGACCGAAGGCUCUGCUGACGUGGGAAGGGGAGGAGAGUCUGGAGGAAGGGGAGGGGAAAGCAGCGCAGAGAUCGCAGAGACCGAGGAGGCGCCCGCGGCUGCAGAGCUGCAGAGCGGGGUCUCUACGGGCUCUCCGAGUCCGGCACCCAGCGCGCAACUGGGCCAGAGAACCGCGCAUCCUUUUGGCGCGGGCCGGCAGGCCCCCUGCGGUCGGCAAGCUGGCUCCCCGGGUGGCCACGGGGACCCCCGAGCCCAAUGGCGGGGGCGGCAGCAAAAUCGACAGCACUGUAGAGAUCACCCCCAGCACCAACGGACAGGUCGGGACUCUCGGAGAUGCGGUGCCCACGGAGCAGCUGCAGGGUGAGCGGGAGCGCGAGCGGGAGGGGGAGGGCGACGCAGGCGGCGACGGACUGGGCAGCAGCCUGUCGCUGGCCGUGCCCCCAGGCCCCCUCAGCUUUGAGGCGCUGCUCGCCCAGGUGGGGGCGCUGGGCGGCGGCCAGCAGCUACAGCUCGGCCUCUGCUGCCUGCCCGUGCUCUUCGUGGCGCUGGGUUUGGCCUCCGACCCCAUCUUCACGCUGGCGCCCCCACUGCAUUGCCACUACGGGGGCUUCCCUCCCAAUGCCUCCGGCUGGGAGCAGCCCCCAAAUGCCAGCGGCGUCAGCGUCGCCAGCGCGGCCCUAGCAGCCAGCGCCGCCAGCCGUGUCGCCACCAGUACAGACCCCUCGUGCAGUGGCUUCGCCCCGCCGGACUUCAACCAUUGCCUCAAGGACUGGGACUAUAAUGGCCUGCCCGUGCUCACCACCAACGCCAUUGGCCAGUGGGAUCUGGUGUGUGACCUGGGCUGGCAGGUGAUCCUGGAGCAGAUCCUCUUCAUCUUGGGCUUUGCCUCCGGCUACCUGUUCCUGGGUUACCCCGCAGACAGGUUUGGCCGGCGAGGGAUUGUGCUGCUGACUUUGGGGCUGGUAGGCCCCUGCGGAGUCGGGGGCGCUGCUGCAGGCUCCUCCACAGGCGUCAUGGCCCUCCGAUUCCUCCUGGGCUUUCUGCUCGCCGGCGUUGACCUGGGUGUCUACCUGAUGCGCCUGGAGCUGUGUGACCCAACCCAGAGGCUUCGGGUGGCCCUGGCAGGGGAGUUGGUGGGGGUGGGGGGACACUUCCUGUUCCUGGGCCUGGCCCUUGUCUCUAAGGACUGGCGAUUUCUGCAGCGAAUGAUCACUGCUCCCUGCAUCCUCUUCCUGUUUUACGGCUGGCCUGGUCUGUUUCUGGAGUCCGCUCGGUGGCUAAUCGUGAAGCGGCAGAUCGAGGAGGCUCAGUCUGUGCUGAGGAUCCUGGCUGAGCGAAACCGCCCCCACGGACAGAUGCUGGGGGAGGAGGCCCAGGAGGCUCUGCAGGACCUGGAGAACACCUGCCCUCUCCCUGCAACAACCUCCUUUUCCUUCGCUUCCCUCCUCAACUACCGCAACAUCUGGAAAAAUCUGCUUAUCCUGGGCUUCACCAACUUCAUUGCCCACGCCAUUCGCCACUGCUACCAGCCUGUGGGAGGAGCAGGGAGCCCAUCGGACUUCUACCUGUGUUCCCUGCUAGCCAGCGGCACAGCAGCCCUGGCCUGCGUCUUCCUGGGGAUCACCGUGGACCGAUUUGGCCGCCGGGGCAUCCUUCUUCUCUCGAUGACCCUCACUAGCAUUGCGUCCCUGGUCCUGCUGGGCCUGUGGGAUUAUUUGAACGAGGCUGCCAUCACCACUUUCUCUGUCCUUGGGCUCUUCUCCUCCCAAGCUGCUGCCAUCCUCAGCACCCUCCUUGCUGCUGAAGUUAUCCCUACCACUGUCCGGGGCCGUGGCCUGGGCCUGAUUAUGGCGCUGGGGGCACUUGGGGGGCUGAGUGGCCCAGCCCAGCGCCUCCACAUGGGCCACGGAGCCUUCCUGCAACAAGUGGUGCUGGCGGCCUGUGCCCUCCUCUGCAUUCUCAGCAUUAUGCUUCUGCCGGAGACCAAGCGCAAGCUCCUGCCCGAGGUGCUCCGGGAUGGGGAGCUGUGUCGCCGGCCUUCCCUGCUGCAGCAGCCACCCCCUAACCGCUGUGACCACGUCCCACUGCUUGCCACCCCCAACCCUGCCCUCUGAGUGGCCUCUGAGCACCCUGGCGGGAGGCUGGCCCACACAGAAAGCUAGCUAGGGCCCUGGCAAGGAGAUUGGGAAGGCUGAGUGAGGAAGGCAGGGCUGCCCAGAAGGCUCAGAGGCACCUCACGCCAGCCGAGGAGAGCUCAGAGGGCUGUCCCCACCCCCAUCUCCUCCCUGCUGCUUCGUGUUCACUUCCUUGGCAAGAGUCAGGGGACAGCGAGAGAGCUCCACACUGUAACCACUGGGUCUGGGCUCCAUCCUGUGCUCAAAGACAUCCACCCAGACCUCUUUCUUUCUUGCUCUAUCAUUCUGUUUCAAUAAAGACAUUUUGAAUAAAUGAGCAUA